UGGAGCGCGGAGUUUGACAAAACUUCUGCGAAAGAAGAGAAUCCUCGAUAUGUGAUCCCCUCUUCCCCGUUCAUGUUGCGACAGCUUGACUUGAGUUGGUUCUUCAGUGGUCUACUGCAACGAAAGAGAAACACAAAGAGAUUGAGUCCUACAUAGAGAACAAACUUCUUGAAAACCCAAAGCUCAAGGCUGCCUAUCGUUACUGGGAAGCUACGAUGGUCUGGUUGAUCUCACAGGAAGUUGAUUUCGUGUCACAAGAAAACUUCCAGCAGGAGAGGAUUCGACCAUCGUUCUUGAACCAUGACAUUCAUGCCAGCACGGCAGCAAUGUUGGCCUACAACAGCACGAGAGAAGAGAUCCUUGACGGGGAGAGGAAACAACUUCUCAGACCCAUCCAGUGGGAAUUUGCUGAGAUUAGAAAGGCAGCAGUGAUCAAAGAUGACAUCAAGCCUGUCGACAAGAGCAAGAAGAAGAGCAGCAGCAAGAUGUUCCUCCGACUGCCGGAGUCUCCGGGCCCACACGAGCACCACGAUGACCAUCGUCCUGCUGCUGCCAAGACUGCUAGGGAUGGCGUCGGUCGAUUGCAGACGCAGAGGUCGCAGACGUCAGCAGCUCAGUCGACCUUGACCCCGAGGUCGUUCGUGUCCUCUAGGAUGACUCGGAACUUCCUCCGUUCGGCGAGGAGAGCGAUUUCUUCCAAUGGCGCUGCAAGCAAUCAGCUCCCAUCGGUUGUGGUCGACAACAAGCUAUUAGCUCAGUUGAUUGAGCAGACUUCACAGCUGCACACCUAGCAACCCUUUCUUGUACCAUACAGAGCAGGUUGAGCGACGUUUGUUUACUGAUGUGACAUAUCCGUUAAAUUUAGGCUUCAACAUU
Molecule: messenger RNA, 876 nt
Organism: Guillardia theta CCMP2712
Lineage: Eukaryota; Cryptophyceae; Pyrenomonadales; Geminigeraceae
Exons: 4
Coding region: 216-791 (191 amino acids)
Source: RefSeq, a predicted model, not a curated record